This is a messenger RNA of Styela clava, 1948 nucleotides long. RefSeq names its product heparan sulfate glucosamine 3-O-sulfotransferase 6-like. NCBI's taxonomy places the organism in Eukaryota, Metazoa, Chordata, Ascidiacea, Stolidobranchia, Styelidae. Gene Ontology annotation, molecular function: [heparan sulfate]-glucosamine 3-sulfotransferase activity. The record is from RefSeq and is a predicted model, not a curated record.
UUUCCGGUAGUUUCAAUAAAGAGCUGUUGAUACAAACCAGAAGGCGGAUUGUUACAAAACUUUGCAUCUACGGAGUUCAUUAACGCAACAUCUAACACAUUUUUCAAAUCAAUCUUAGCCUCACAGUUUUGUGAUAUGGCAAAUAGAACUCAGUCAAAACGGAUUACGCUAAGUGGAUUUAUUCUUGCUGCGAGUGUUGUAUUCAUUUACACCUUUUAUAGACCUAAAAUCGUUGGUAAAAAUUUGGAUAUAGAUAUUGGAUGGAAAACAAAAAUAUAUCAGGAGAAUAGACAAGAAAAACGGAUUGUUUCGAAGAACAAUGAACCUACACAAAGGAGCAAAGAGUCUUUGUUAUUAAGACGAAUUCCUCAGGUCAUCUGUAUCGGAGUCAAAAAAUGUGGCACCGGAGCUUUAAAAAGUUUUUUGGGUAAACACCCUAAAGUCAAACUUCCAACUGAAGCAGAACCUCACUUUUUUGACAACAAUGCUACUUUUGAAAAAGGUGUAGAAUAUUACAGAUCAUUAAUGCCGCUGAGCAGAAAAGAUGAAAUAACUAUGGAAAAAACACCGAAAUAUUUUGUGACGGAAUGGGUUCCUGAACGAAUUCACAAAUUCUACGCUUCUCAGUCAAUUCGUCCUAAAUUCAUACUUACAUUAUGCAAUCCAAUUGACAGGUUUUAUUCUGAAUUUGUUCACGUUUAUACUGGGAAAACAUACAACAUUACAAGAAAGAUAAAGAAAAACCCCACGGUGGCUGAAUUAGUGCACGAACUAACAGAAAACGUGUCAUCAACUUUGAACGAAAUCGUACGCAGCAACAAUCUGUCGUCCAAUCACAAACAUGUAGCAUUUACACAAUUUAUUCGAAACAAUUAUGAAGCUUCACUGUUGACAAAUGGAUUUUACAUGUUUCAUCUAAGCAGAUGGCUGAGGUAUUUUUCAAAAGACCAACUUCUUAUUGUCAACGGCGAGGAAAUUAUUAAACGACCUUGGAACGUGAUUGAGAAAAUACAAGACUUCUUAGGAGUUGAUAAGAUUAUUACAAAAAAAGAUUUUUUCUACAAUAAUGAAAAAGGAUUUUACUGUGUUCAUAGUUGUCUUGGAGAUAAUAAAGGCAGGACAAGAUCUUUGAGUCUUGAAAAAAGGUCACCAUUUCCGUUGUUAACUCUCGAUGACAGGAUUACAUUGAGAAAGUUUUAUGAACCUUUGAAUGAUGCUCUUUAUAAAUUUCUUCAUAGAACAUUUUACUGGUAGAUUACGUUACUUGUUAAGUAAUUAAUCUGAUUAUAAAACACAUGAGUUAUCGGAAUUCAUGUUUAAAUUACAACUAAGCAUUUUUUUUUGCUUUACGUGUACGUGAUUUAUGAUGUAACAUUCCUAUUCCAGCGGCCACAUUUGUAUAAAUGCUACACUCCCUAAAAAAAUGUUGCUGUGCUGAGAGCUGAAUCGAAAAAAAGUCUACAUCGAUUUUUCGUCUUUUUAUGAUUGACAUAACCUUGCUUUACGCAAUUUUUCUUUGUGGAAAUUUAUUCACAAAGUGUCCCGUUUCUUAGUACGUGAGACUGAAUUGUUCUGAAUGAUUGCCUCAGCAAUUAGGAAACACGAGAUAUUUAAAAUUAAUAAAAUCCCCCUGAUGAUUUAUUCAAUCAGUAUUUUUGCUCUCGUUUCUCACAGUUACUGUAAAUCUUGAUACCAACAACCUGUAUACGCCGUAAAGACAAUUCGUCACGCUUCAUUGCAAUAAAACUUCAUUUUUUCUGCGAUAUAUAUCCCGUCCAAUCAUUCUUAUUUACUAUACUUUUUCAUGAGUAUGCAUUUAUUUCAAUCGAAUCAGGCAGAAUACAAUAUGUUGAUACAAUAUACGUUUAUUACAUUUUUAUUGAAAAACCAGAUAUACUUUUCUUGUUAAUGCUGCUUGUUGUCUUCAGCAUUUAGUAGAUAAUAGAUU